AUGGAGCUGAGGUCGCGGCGCCGCAGGAUGUCAGAAUGCCCAACAGAGCAGUGUCCCCCAGCGCUGCCGGAGGAGCAGGCAAGACCCUCCUGUGCUCCUCCCAAGCGCAAAAGGAGAUGUCCCAGUCUCCAAGGAGAGAGGUGCCUCUGUCCCCCGGCAGUGUGCGGGCUGUGCCGGCAGGACAACUGUGAUGCCGACAUGGUUGGCCAGCUGUGCCAAAAGGGUGGGCUCUGCGUCCACGAGAACUGCCUGUACCACGCCAGCGGGCUGAUGCAGAGAGGGGCCAACAAAGAGGGUUUCUACGGCUUCCUCUUCCCUGAUAUCCGCCAGGAGCUGAAGCGGGUGGCACAGAAAGUGAGGCCUUGUCCCCAUGUGUCCCCACCGUGUCCCCACGCCCCGUGCCUGGCACUGCACACGCCAGCAGCCACCCACCCAGCCCCCAGCGCUGCUCUGGCAGCCGGCUGCAAGCAACCCCCAAGUCAGAUACCCCAUGACACGUGCCACAUCUGCCAGCUGCCGGGCGCCUCGGUCACCUGCCGGGCCGGCGCUGCCGGGCCCCGGCGCUGCCGCCGCAUCUUCCACUUCCCCUGCGGCAGCAAGCGGGGCUGCGUCUCCCAGUUGUUCGGGGAGUUCAAGUCUUUUUGCUGGAAGCACCGGCCGGUGCAGCGGGUGCGGGCGGUGCAGCAGGACCAGACCCUCUGCCUCAUCUGCCAGGAGGGGGUGGCGGAGCGGCCCUGCUACGACACCCUGGUGUGUCCCGCCUGCACCAGCGCCUGGUUCCACCGUAGCUGCAUCCAGGGACAGGCGCUGCGCUCCGGCCUUCACCACUUUUGCUGCCCACUUUGCAGCAGCAGGGAGCAAUUCCUGGCAGAGAUGUUUCACCUGGGCAUCCGGAUCCCUGACAGGGAUGCUGCCUGGGAGGAGGAGGAUGGGGCCUUUGCAGGCCAUUACUUGCGGCACAGCUCCUGUGAUGCCAACCAGUGCCUGUGCCCAGAGGGACGCGAGCAUGUGGAGGUGAAUGGGCCCUGGAGACUUCUACUCUGCACAUCCUGUGCCUCACAAGGGACCCACCAGCUCUGCUCUGCCCUGGGGGAAGAUGAUGCCGUCUCCUGGGACUGCAGCGACUGCAGAGGCAUGGACACUGGAGAGGGGUGCAGCGGGGCGACAGAGUCCCCAGUGUCACCUGCCACCACAGCCACGCAGGACGUGGGGACAUGGACAGGGCUGUGAUCCGGGGAGAGAGGGAGGGAGGAAGAGUGAGGUGGGCUUGCACAAGGUGCUCAUCAUCUCCCUCCCUUGACACCGGACCAGACUCCAGCCCCUCCAGUGCAGGGAACCUUGCGCAGCGCCCUGCAUCCCGACACUUCACCUGAGGUUGACUAGUCCAGGGCCCUCAAAAAAGACUUCCCAACACUCAACAGAUGCCAUCGGUGCAUACGUACAGUCAGUCAGCCCUGCCCACAGCCACCAGGGUCCCCGCUGACAGGGAUGGGUCACCCCGCCUGCCCUGGCAGCUCCCGUGGAGCGAUGGCACCCCCAGCCCCACCUACACCUCCAGCAGCAGCUGCACCCAGCCAGGGGUGAUGUGAGCACCCACCGCUGCUGGGGGCUCGGGCUGCGGUGGCUGGGGCUGUGCCCUGAGGGUGGCCGGGAGGGGGUCGGGGACACAGGCUCCCAGCAGCCUGGUCACCAAGAAGAAGAAGGAGCUGUGCGCGGAUACCCGGGAGCCCUGCGUGGAGGCACAUGCGAAGCACUUCCAGCCCCAGAAGAAGUGACCCUUCCCCGCUGCCAACCGCGAUGGCCCCGCUGCUUCCCCCGGCGCGCUUGGCUCCCGGCCCCGGGCAUGCAAGACAGGACUUCAGCUGCAGCCUUCUCCAGCAGGAAAAUCUGUUAAGUUAAACUGUAUCUGUCUUACUAGGUAAAGUGAUUAAAAAAUACUUUCAAUUCUAUCAAAA
Molecule: messenger RNA, 1955 nt
Organism: Tyto alba (common barn owl)
Lineage: Eukaryota; Metazoa; Chordata; Aves; Strigiformes; Tytonidae
Product: PHD finger protein 7-like
Exons: 8
Coding region: 1-1230 (409 amino acids)
Cellular component (GO): nucleus
Source: RefSeq, a predicted model, not a curated record